AGCCAGGCCCUCGCUGCUGCAUGUGCCAAACACAGACUUCCUGCCUCACCCACGGUUUCUCCCUGCCAGCCGUUGUCCCAGGCUUUCAGGAGCGACCCCUGGCUGGCCUCUGCACCUAGGAAGGCGAAGGAGGAGGUGGAAAACCCAGCAUCCAGGAUGUUCACCAUGACCCGAGAAUUAAAAAAUGCUCUUCGUGAGCACUUCAUACAUCAGAAACUGGAGAUCUCCUACGCCAUAUUCAAGCCAUUUCCCUUCUUCGAAGGCCUUCGAGACAAAUCCUUCAUCACCGACAAAAUGUACAUGGAAUCUCUGGAAGCCUGUAGAAAUAUGGUCCCCAUAUCCAAAGUGGUGCACAACAUUCUCACCAAACUGGAGGACUCGUUUCAGCCGUCACUUCUGGAGAUGCUGUUCAGCCAGAUCAACCUGCGUGAAUACCCCAACCUGAAAACAGUUCUCAACAGCUUCAGGAGUGUUUUCAUUCCCUGCGGAAGGUUGUCCACACCGAACCCCUUCGAAGCUCCAGCCAACCCAGCAGGAAGAAACCUCUACCGGACCCUGCCGCCACCGCCCGCACCGCUGAAGCAUCCAAUCCCUGUACCCAAAGUCAGUGAGCUCAGAAAAAUCCCUCAGCAGAGUGCUCAGGUCCUGGGCGAGCCGUCCAGCUCUGUUGGCUCUGCCAAAGAUAGUCCCAGAGUCAUCCAGAAAGGAAGGAUCACUCCAGUGUCCAGUGACAACCCAACCCCACAAAUAAGAAAGAAAGAAGAUGCACAGGAGAUGCCUCAUGUUCCCCCAGCCCACGUGCCAGUGAUAAGAAGUGAUUCUCCUGAACCAAGUCACCCAAGAGAGGCCCAGAAGGCCUUCAGCACACCUCCCAUCAAGAAAGGAAAGAAAAGAAAAAGACAAAUCUGGUCAACUGAAAAGAAGAGAUACCCAAGGAAAAGGCUUCCGAGAGGUACUGCUUCGCAUGGGCACAGAGUGCAAAAGAAGCUCCAACUGGUGGAUCAGACCGCUCAAAGGAAGGAUGACUCAACCAGGGACUCAAAGGUGGAGACAAAGACCAACAAGGCAAGGACUGAAUGUGCGCAAACAUCUGAACCUGAGGAGAUCAGUGAUGACACUUCAGAAAUGGAUGAAGCAAAGGGUCCCCAGGACCUGCCCAGCACACCACCAAGAACCAUGCAAGAUCCCCUGGAUAAGGGAAGCAAACUGUCUUGGGGGAUAUCUGGAAAAACGCAAAAAAAGAAAAAAGUUUGUAGCCGGCCAAGUUCAAAAACAAGACAGAAGAAAAAGCCCCCAAAAAGUACUGCGCCACCUGGGCACAGAAUCCAAGGGAAGCUCCAAGCGGUAGAUCAGGAGACUCAAAGGAAGGACGACUCAAUCAGGACCUCAUAUGUGUUGACAAGGGCCCAAAAGGCAAGGAUUGAACGUGCCCAAACGUCUGAACCUGAGGAAAAGAAAAAGAAGACAGAUGUCUGUUCAAGUUCAACAAAGAGUCAUCAGAAAAAUAUUCCCCAAAAGGAACAACCCAAAGAUGAAGCCGUGGAUUUUCAGUCUCCUGUCCUUCCUGUGACCUGUGGCACACUGAAGGGGACUUUGUAUCUGGAGAAGAUGAAAGCAGGAUCCCCAAGAAUGUGCAUUAAGACGGAAGAUGGAAAUUGGCUCACGCCAUCUGAAUUUGAAGCUGAAGGGAAAGGGAAAAUAUCAAAGAAGUGGAAGCGGAAUGUGCGUUGCGGAGGGAAGACCUUAGAACAGCUGGCAAAGGACAGACUCGUGCACUUUCCUUCAAGUCUCAAGAGAGAGCGGGAAAACGCGGACGAAUGUGAGGUGUGCUGCAGAGGGGGACGGCUGCUCUGCUGCGACACUUGUCCACGAGCCUUUCAUGAGGACUGUCACAUCCCGCCCGCGGAGGCUCAGAGGAGCCCGUGGAGCUGCACCUUCUGCAGGAUAAAGGAGUCUUCAGGAAGCCGGCAGUGUGGCAGGGAGCCCGAGGGCCUGGCCAGGCCGAUGGAGCCUGAGGAGCAGCUGAAAUGCGAGUUCCUCCUCUUGAAGACCUACUGUCAUCCACGAAGCACCUUUUUUGCGAAGACCCCCUGUAAUAUUCAAGAUUACGGUGAGCCCUUUAGGGAAGCCAUGUGGCUGGACCUGGUAAAAGAAAGGUUGGCUGAGAAAGUGUACACAGUGGCAUGGUUCGUACGGGACAUGCGCCUGAUCUUUCACAACCAUAAAAUAUUUUACAAGGCUUCCAACUUUGGUCAAGUAGGACUGGAUUUAGAGACAGAAUUUGAAAAGGAUCUCAAAGAGGUGCUUAUUUUUCAUGAAGCCAAGGAGAAGAGUUUCCAGGCUCCCCCUUGACCCCCUUCUGGAAGGACUGAGGUUCCCCAACUUCAGGGUCCCGAUGAUGUAACCCUGGUCAUCCUCAGAUUGCCUGUGAGUCUGGAAAUGUGAUCAGAUGUCCCCUCGACUCAAAUCCAGGCUCUUCACAGAAUUCUCACGCCCCCCACCUUUGUGCAGCCUCAUACUAAAAAACUGAGUACUUCCUUAAUACCAUUAAAUGCCCACCAUAGUUCACAUUCUCCAAAUCUUUUUACAGUUGCUUGCUUUUGGCUUAUCUGUCUCUUAAGUCCCUUUUAUUCUAUAAGUUUACCACAUUUUUUUCCUUGCUUUCUAUUCAUUGGAGAAUCUGAGGCCCGGUCCCAUAAAAGGUUUCAUAUUCUAGACUUUUCUACAUGCAUACCACUAUGAAAAAUUCAUUAAGUUAAUCUAAAUUUGUGUGGAAUUUAUUUGUUUCUGUUACAUAUUUAUACUGUUGCAAAGAGGGU
Molecule: messenger RNA, 2819 nt
Organism: Pteronotus mesoamericanus
Lineage: Eukaryota; Metazoa; Chordata; Mammalia; Chiroptera; Mormoopidae
Gene: SP110
Product: SP110 nuclear body protein
Exons: 21
Coding region: 157-2352 (731 amino acids)
Biological process (GO): regulation of transcription by RNA polymerase II
Cellular component (GO): nucleus
Molecular function (GO): DNA binding; protein binding; DNA-binding transcription factor activity, RNA polymerase II-specific
Source: RefSeq, a predicted model, not a curated record